Entelurus aequoreus (snake pipefish) is the source of this 705-nucleotide messenger RNA. RefSeq names its product mannosidase beta like (gene manbal). Lineage: Eukaryota; Metazoa; Chordata; Actinopteri; Syngnathiformes; Syngnathidae. The coding region runs from base 205 to 465 and encodes 86 amino acids. The transcript has 3 exons. Gene Ontology annotation, cellular component: membrane. The record is from RefSeq and is a predicted model, not a curated record.
ACGUCACUUCCGGUAAGGUCCAGUUCUCCAGUGUUCCGUAGCUACGUCAACAGAAGGAUACAUAUGCCUUAUUUUCUUCUGUGGAGCCAUCUUUUACAACAUUGACUCAUAUUCUACUGGUUGUAAUAAUUCCAAGUUUGACUACAAUUAAAGUUUCUUAACGCUCAUCUGUAUUUUCGCUUCUGGUUGCUGAAGGUAGCAAAUAUGUCGGCAGAUCUGGACCUGUCUCCUCCUGAAGUCCCAGAGCCGACUUUUUUAGAGAGCCUACUGCGAUACGGGCUGUUUCUUGGUGCCAUCUUCCAGCUGGUCUGCAUCCUGGCCAUCAUUGUCCCAACCCCCAAAGGGCAUGAAAAGGAGGAGAGCGAGUCCACUAACGGUAAGGUGGCCGAGCAGACAAAGAAACCUAAAGGACCAGUGCCUCAAAUUCGACCGAAAUCAAAGAAAGAAAGCAAGAAGAAGCGAUAAAUGUGUGUCUGUGUGUCGUUACUAAGUAAAGUUGUCAACUCGUCAUAUUUUAGCCAGUAUUGCUUUUUAGUAUCAUCAAACACUAACCAUCACGGUCCUAUAAUAGCAUUUGUUUUUAUCAACUGGAUGCUCGUCUGUCUUUCUGUGUUGGCCCUGCGAUGAGGUGGCCACUUGUCCAGGGUGUACCCUGCCUUACGCCCCUUACGAUGGAUGGAACUUUGCAAAUAAAUACAUUGUUGU